Messenger RNA from Pistacia vera, 4963 nucleotides. Its product is annotated as DNA (cytosine-5)-methyltransferase 1B-like. The record is from RefSeq and is a predicted model, not a curated record. Gene Ontology annotation, molecular function: DNA (cytosine-5-)-methyltransferase activity; chromatin binding. NCBI's taxonomy places the organism in Eukaryota, Viridiplantae, Streptophyta, Magnoliopsida, Sapindales, Anacardiaceae. Gene Ontology annotation, cellular component: nucleus.
GGCAAAAUAGACUGAAGGAAAACCAUCUGCUCCAUCCGAGGCUAAUGAAACAGAUUGCAAAUCAGAGAUGGCCACAAAACCAAAGGAGAAGAGAAGCAGGUCUGACAAUGAUGACAAACCAGCUGUUUGUCGGAAAAUGCCAAAGAGAGCUGCUACCUCUUCAGAUUACGAGGACAAAUCUCUUUGCUUAACUGACAAGUCAUCUCUUAUUGAAAAUAAAAGAAAGGCUGUAAUAGAAGAUGAGACUACUGCCAUAAUCUUAACUGCCGGACAAUAUGAUUCUCAACCAAGCCGAAGACUGACAGAAUUCAUCUUUCAUGAUGUUUAUGGGAACCCACGAUCUGUCGAAAUGUUAGAAGUCAGCGACUUGUUCAUUUCAGGACUAAUAUUGCCCCUGGAAGGAAGUUCUGAAAAAGAGAAGGAAAAAGGUGCCAAAUGUGAGGGUUUUGGACGGGUAGAAUCUUGGUCAAUAUCUGGAUAUGAUGAAGGCUCGCCAGUGAUUUGGGUCUCCACUGAGAUUGCAGAUUAUUGUUGUGUUAAACCUGCUAACAACUACAAAAUUAUUAAUCUUUUCUUUGAAAAAGCUCAUGCCUCUGUACAGGUCUACAAAGCAUUGUCAAGGACUUGUGGAGCGAACCCUGAUCUGACUAUUGAUGAACUACUCUCAAGAGUUGUUCGUUCCAUGAGUGAUAGUAAGAAUUUUCCUUUUGGGACAUCUAUCAAGGACUUCAUCAUUUCACAAGGUGAGUUCAUAUAUAAUCAACUCAUUGGUUUGGAUAAAACAUCUAAGCCAAGUGAUCAUCUCUUUAAGGACUUGCCUGUACUCUCUGUCCUUAGAGAUAAGAAUAAGAAACAUGGGAAUAUUGUGGCUCCAAAGGACUCUGCGUCGAGCAGUGUAAGGAAGACAAGUCUGACAACUCGUGAAGAAGAGCAAACCAGUAAGUCCACUUCAUCUGCUAGUGGUACUGAAUGUGAGGAUAUGAAGUAGGCCAGGCUGUUGCAGGAAGAGGAGAACUGGCGAUCAAUCAAACAGAAGAAAACUCGACAACCUGUUGCUUUAUCAAAAAAGUUUUAUAUUAAAAUCAAUGAAGAUGAAAUUGCCAGUGACUAUCCUCUGCCUGCAUAUUAUAAGCCUACUGUUGAAGAAACCGAUGAGUAUAUUAUCUUUGACAGUGAUAUUAAUGUAUUUAAUGCUGAUGAUCUUUCUCAAAGUGUGCUUCAAAAUUGGUCGCUUUACAAGUCAGACUCUCGGUUUAUUUCUUUGGAGCUCCUUCCCAUGAAACCUUGUGCUGAUAUUGAUGUGACAAUCUUUGGGUCAGGGUUCAUGAUGACUGAUGAAGGAACUUUUCAUGAUGUUGAUACUGAUCAAUCUACCUCUGCAGGAGUACAGGAUGUGGAUGGAGUUCCGAUUUAUUUGAGUGCAAUAAAGGAAUGGGUGGUUGAAUUCGGAUCUUCAAUGAUAAUCAUAUCAGUUCCAAUGAAUAUGGCAUGGUAUAGGCUUGGUAAGCUCAAGCAAUAUGCACCAUGGUAUAAACCAGUUCUAAAAACAGCAAGGUUGGCUGUUGCCAUAACUACCUUGCUGAAGGAUCAAGCAAGAGCCUCACGACUCUCAUUUGCAGACGUAAUCAAAAGAGUUUCAGAAUUUAAUCAGAAUCAUCCUGCUUACAUUUCCUCCAAUCCAGCUGCAGUUGAAAGGUAUGUAGUAGUUCAUGGGCAAAUCAUUUUGCAACAACUUGUGGAGUAUCCAGAUGCUACGAUCAGGAAGUGUGCUUUUGUGACUGGUCUUUGCAAUAAAAUGGAGGAAAGACAUCAUACCAAGUGGUUUAUGAAGAAAAAAGUGGAGCUGAAGAAGGAAGCAAAUUUAAAUCCCAGAGCGGUAAUGGAACCAAUGGUAUCAAAAAGGAAAGCAAUGCCUGCAACGACUAAUAAAAUUUUUAGGAUUUGGGGAGAGUUUUACUCAAAUUAUUUGCCUGAAGAUUCAAAGGAGGCAGAUGGUGCUGACAUAAAAGAGGAUGACGAAGUAGAGGAAGAACAAGAAGAAAAUGGAGAGGAAGAUCCUGAAGAGGUUGAAGAGGAACAUAUGCAAGUUGAUGAGAAAAUGGAGGGUUCUCCUUCAGCUGUAAUACUAACUAAAUCACCAAGUUCUGACAAGGAUAUUAAAUGGGAUGGAGAAUUAGUAGGGAAAAUGUGUUCCAGUGAGCCCCUGUAUAAGCAAGCCUUUGUUUGUGGCAACUUGGUUGCUGUUGGUGGCUCUGUGUUGAUGGAAAUUUCAGAUUCUGCUCAACUGCCUCCCAUUUAUUUUGUUGAGUAUAUGUUUGAAAACUCAGAUGCAAGAAAGAUGGUUCAUGGAAGACUGAUGCUUAGAGGAUCACAGACUGUUCUUGCUAAAGCUAGUGAUGAGAGGGAGGUGUUUCUAACUAAUAACUGUAAGGAAUUUGAACUGCGAGAUAUUAAAGAAACUGUCGAGGUUAAAAUCCAAUUUAUUCCUUGGGGACAUCAACAUCGGAAGGCUAACGCUCAUAAUGACAUGAUUGAUAAAGAAAGAGCAGAAGAUAGAAAAUCUAAAGGAUUACCGUUGGAAUAUUAUUGCAAAAUCUUAUACUGGCCGGAUAGAGGUGCUUUCUUUCGUCUCCCAGAAGAUAAUAUGGGACUUGGAAGUGGAGUUUGUCACUCUUGUAAAAUCAAGGAAACUGAGGCGCAGAAGGAGACCUUUAAGUUGGAUUUCUAUGGGAAUAGUUUUACUCUGAACGGAAGUGAGUACCAUGUCCACGAUUUUGUCUACCUAGCACUUCAUUGUUUUACAGCUGAAGAUAGGGAAAGGGAAACAUUUAAGGGUGGGAGAAAUGUGGCGCUGCAGGCAUAUAUUGUUUGUCAGUUACUUGAGAUUGAAGUACCAAAGUCUAAAAAACUUCCUUCUCCUGAAUCUACUAAAGUUAAAGUUCGGAAAUUUUUCAGGCCAGAGGACAUAUCAACAGAGAAAGUAUACUACUCUGACAUUAGAGAAGUUUAUUACAGUGAACAAUUGCUGACGGUUUCCGUUAUUGGAAUAGAGGGCCAGUGCCAAGCCGUAAAGAAGCAUGAUCUUCCAUCUUUGGAUAGUCAAGUUGAGCAUGUCUUCUUCGGUGAAGACUUGUAUGAUCCUGAUAAGGGAACUAUCAAGCAGUUGCCGGCUCAUGUCAAGUUUAGUUUGAUAAAAGAAAGGUUGGUUGAUAGCGCUGCUUACCAAAAGAAAAAAGGGAAAUCUAAAGAGGGAGAGCCAGAUGACGACCUCGGCAAACAAACAGUUGAUCUGCAUAUGGGCCUAGCCACCCUAGAUUUUUUUGCUGGUUGUGGUGGCUUAUCAGAUGGCUUACAACGAGCAGGUGUGUCACAAACCAGGUGGGCUAUAGAGUACGAAGAACCUGCAGGAGAAACAUUUCAGCUUAAUCAUCCAGAGGCUUUUGUGUUCAUUAAAAACUGCAAUGUGAUUCUAAGGGCUAUCAUGUCAGCAUGUGGAGUUGCGGAUGACUGUAUUUCAACCCCUGAAGCUUCUGAGUUAGCUGCAAAACUUGAUGAAAAAGAGAUUAAUAAUUUGCCUAGACCAGGACAAGUGGAAUUUAUCAACGGAGGGCCUCCUUGUCAGGGGUUUUCUGGAAUGAAUAGGUUUAAUCAAAGCCUUUGGAGUAAAGUUCAAUGUGAGAUGAUCUUGGCAUACUUAUCAUUUGCUGAUUACUUCCGCCCUAGAUUUUUCCUUCUGGAGAAUGUGAGGAACUUUGUGUCAUUCAACAAAGGACAAACGUUUCGAUUAACUCUAGCUUCUCUUCUAAAGAUGGGUUAUCAGGUGAGGUUUGGUAUAUUGGAAGCUGGAGCCUAUGGUGUCUCUCAAUCUUGUAAACGUGCACUUAUAUGGGCAGCAUCACCUGAGGAAACACUCCCUGAAUGGCCUGAACCAAUGCAUGUCUUUGCUGGUCCUGAGCUUAAGGUCAAAUUAUCUGGAAAUUCCCAAUAUGCUGCUGUUCGAAGUACAGCUACAGGAGCUCCUUUCCGUUCAAUAACUGUUAGAGAUACAAUUGGAGACCUCCCAGCUGUUGAAAAUGGGGCUUCUGUAACGACAAUGGAAUACACAGGUGAACCUGUUUCUUGGUUUCAAAAGAAAAUUCGAGGGGAUAUGCUGCUCUUAAGUGAUCAAAUUUCAUAGGAAAUGAAUGAGCUGAACUUCAUUAGGUGUCAAAGAAUUCCAAAAGGACCUGGUUCUGAUUGGCGCGAUCUUCCUGAUGAAAAACUAUUGAAAUUUUCCUUGUUUGUCCAGUUGUCCACAGGACAAGUAGUUGAUUUAAUACCCUGGUGCCUGCCAAACACAGCCAAAAGGCAUAAUCAAUGGAAGGGUCUAUUCGGAAGGCUGGAUUGGGAAGGAAACUUUCCAACCUCCAUUACUGAUCCUCAACCGAUGGGCAAGGUUGGAAUGUGUUUUCAACCGGAUCAGGAUAGAAUACUCACAGUACGCGAAUGUGCUUGUUCACAUGGUUUCUCGGAUUGCUACAAAUUUGCAGGCAACAUCCAACACGAGCAUAGGCAGAUUGGAAAUGCUGUGCCCCCGCCUCUGUCAUUUGCAUUGGGAAGAAAACUCAAAGAGGCAGUAGAAAAGAAGCACUCGACACUGUCGUUUUUGUAUUCUUCGCACCCUGGCAAAAGUUGAACAGAUUGAUUACCGGCAGGGUUUGUCAAGUACACAUCCUUCAUAACUACAUAGCCAAAUAUAACGGCAAAUGUAUAAUUUGUUUUUGUUUUUUUAUUUUUUUCAAAGCAAUAUAGCAAUAAAGAACAACAAUCUCAGAAGAAAAUAGUGACCUUAUCAUGAGUUUCUAGUGAAUAGAUCUUUAUAGUGAUCCAUUGUUUUCUCCUGUAAGAUUGAAUAUUGUUGUAGCUGCCCUGAUUGAUAAAAACUUUGAUGGAAAAAGAUCUAAUAUUUGUAUAUAAAGAUUUA